This is a messenger RNA of Achroia grisella, 393 nucleotides long. Its product is annotated as skin secretory protein xP2-like. The coding region runs from base 1 to 393 and encodes 130 amino acids. The transcript is spliced from 2 exons. The record is from RefSeq and is a predicted model, not a curated record. NCBI's taxonomy places the organism in Eukaryota, Metazoa, Arthropoda, Insecta, Lepidoptera, Pyralidae.
AUGGCGGCGCGCCGCCUCGUGCUCAACGGGCUCACGGCCGAGGUGCGGCCCGCGCCCCACGGGCCCCCCGCGCCCCACGCGCCCCACGCGCCCCCCGCCGGCCCGGGCCCCGCGGGCCCCGCCACCCCGGCUGACGAGCCGGCUGAGGGCGGCGCGGGCUCCCCCGACUCGGGCGAGUUCUACCACGAGCUGGAGCUGUACCGGCAGCUGCUGGCGCUGCCCGCGCCGGCGCCGCGCCGCGCGCGCACGCCCGACCCGCAGCCGCUGUGCGACCGACAUCAGGAGCCCCCGCGACGCAGUCGCACGCCGGGCGCGCGGCCGCCGCUCGCCGCCGACGGCGCCCCCGCCGCCGCUGCCGUCGCUCGGCGCGCCAACGUGAGUGCUACCACCUAG